UUAGUUACAACAAGCACCUCUCGGCCAUGGCCAUAAAUAUUGAUCACUUGAGAUUUAAGAAGAAGAAAGCAAUCAAAUCAACGCAAAAUACUCAAAGGGUUCAAUGUGAUUUGGAAUUUAAGCUGAGUAUUAUAUGGAAGGCGGUUGUGAAAGAGUUAACCAAGUAGAAGAGAGUCGAGGUCAACUGAUAAGCGGGCUUCCUGACGACGUUGCUCUUUUCUGCUUGGCGAGAGUUCCGAGAAAGUACCAUGCGGUGCUGAAGUGUGUUUGUAGGAAAUGGAGAGACUUGGUUUGUAGCGAGGAGUGGUAUGCUUAUCGUUUAAACAACAAUUUGAGUGAGACGUGGAUAUAUGCUUUGUGUCGUGACAAGUUUGAGCUGAUAUGGUGUUAUGAACUGGACCCUUACGAUUCAAGGAGGUGCUGGAGACUUGUUCAAGGGCUUCCGUCUCAGUGUUUGAAGAGAAAGGGUAUGGGGUUUGAAACACUUGGGAAAAAGGUUUACUUGUUAGGCGGUUGUGGUUGGUCGGAAGAUGCUACUGAUGAAGCUUACUGCUUUGAUGUUGCAAGGAACUCUUGGAGUGGAGCGGCUUCCUUGUCUACGGCAAGGUGCUAUUUUGCUUGCCAAGUGAUGGAUGGGAAAAUCUAUGCUAUUGGUGGAUUGAGUUCGAAGUUGAGUGAUCAACCUUUUUGGGAUACUUACGAUCCUCAAAAGAAUUGUUGGGAACCACAUUCUGAUGCUAAAAUAUGUCAUGAUGUUACGGAUUCUAUAGUCUUGGAUGGAAAGAUUUAUAUUCGUUGUGGUGCCUCAUCGGCGACUUCUCGUGUAUAUGCCAUAUUUUAUGAACCUUUGGAAGGUACGUGGCAGCAUGCAGACGCUGAUAUGGCAUCAGGCUGGAAAGGUCCGGCAGUUGUAGUGGAUGGUACUCUUUAUGUGCUCGAUCAGAGUUCAGGAACUAGGCUGAUGAUGUGGCAGAAGGAUAAAAGAGAAUGGGUGGCAGUUGGAAGGCUUUCAUCAUUGCUUACGAGACCUCCUUGUCGCAUUGUAGCAAUCGGUAAGAGAAUAUACAUCAUAGGGAAGGGACUGAGUACGGUGGUGCUUGACCUCGACAAAACUAGAAAUAUGGACGGGGUAAUGGUCGGUUCUUCCAUGCCUGGAUUUAUUUCUGAAGAUAAUGUAAUCAGCUGUAAAUGUGUAGCAUUAUGAAACACCUUUAUAGAUUCAUACGUUACAAUACAAUACAAACUAUCUUUUUCUUUGAAGAA
Messenger RNA from Mercurialis annua (annual mercury), 1263 nucleotides. Its product is annotated as F-box/kelch-repeat protein SKIP4. Gene Ontology annotation, molecular function: protein binding. The record is from RefSeq and is a predicted model, not a curated record. Bases 134 to 1204 code for a protein of 356 amino acids. The transcript has 3 exons. Lineage: Eukaryota; Viridiplantae; Streptophyta; Magnoliopsida; Malpighiales; Euphorbiaceae.